CCGUCACCACCAUUUCCACUCCUCUCCAGAUCCACCCUUCUUCCUCCUCCAGCCUGCUUCCCGCCUCAACUACCUACCUCGCCAGCCAGCCAGAUCCCGCGAGCUCCCUCCCUCCUCCCAUCCUCUCGCGUGCGUGCGUGCGUUCGCGCGCGCGCCCCCCGAGAUCUCAAGCUGGAUACCGUCGAGAAGAUCGUCGAGGACUUCGCCUCGGACAUGGCCCUGAACCCCUUCUCCUCCGGCACGCGCCUCCGGGACAUGAUACGGGCGAUACGCGCGAGCAAGACGGCGGCCGAGGAGCGGGCGGUGGUGCGGCGGGAGUGCGCGGCGAUCCGGACCGCGAUCAGCGAGCGGGGGCAGGAGGAGCUGCGCCACCGGAACAUGGCCAAGCUCAUGUUCAUCCACAUGCUCGGCUACCCGACCCACUUCGGCCAGAUGGAGUGCCUCAAGCUCAUCGCCGCCGUCGGCUACCCGGAGAAGCGGAUCGGCUACCUCGGCCUCAUGCUGCUCCUCGACGAGCGGCAGGAGGUGCUCAUGCUCGUCACCAACUCGCUCAAACAAGAUCUCAACCACUCGAGCCCCUUCAUCGUGGGACUCGCCUUGUGCGCGCUCGGGAACAUCUGCUCUGCUGAAAUGGCCCGGGAUCUGGCGCCUGAAGUCGAGAAGCUGCUGCGCAGUAGGGAUGUUAAUACAAAGAAGAAGGCUGCUCUGUGCUCUGUAAGGAUUGUAAGAAAAGUACCAGAUUUGGCAGAGAACUUCAUGGGUCUUGCUGCAUCAUUACUCAAGGAAAAACACCAUGGGGUUUUGAUAUCCGCAGUUCAGCUCUGCACGGAACUGUGUAAAGCCAGCAAAGACGCACUGGAGUACCUAAGGAAGAACUGCAUCGAAGGUUUGGUCCGUAUACUUAGAGAUGUCUCCAAUAGUUCUUAUGCUCCUGAGUAUGAUGUUGCUGGAAUUUCGGAUCCUUUCUUGCAUAUUCGAGUUCUUAAACUUAUGCGUAUGUUGGGUCAAGGAGACGCAGACUGCAGUGAAUAUAUGAAUGAUAUUCUUGCUCAGGUUGCCACAAAAACUGAGUCAAACAAGAAUGCUGGAAAUGCCAUCUUGUAUGAAUGUGUUGAGACUAUAAUGGGCAUCGAAGCUACUAGUGGUCUACGUGUCCUGGCUAUCAAUAUUCUGGGUAGAUUCUUGUCAAACCGCGAUAAUAAUAUAAGAUAUGUUGCUCUGAACAUACUUAUGAGGGCCAUUACAGUAGAUACACAAGCCGUCCAGAGGCACAGGGUGACAAUAUUAGAGUGUGUAAAGGAUGCCGAUGCUUCAAUUCGCAAAAGGGCCCUUGAACUUGUUUUUUUGUUGGUUAAUGAUACAAAUGUAAAGCCUCUCACCAAAGAGCUCGUCGACUACUUAGAUGUAGCUGAUCCUGACUUCAAAGAAGAUCUCACAGCCAAAAUAUGUUCAAUCACUGAAAAGUUUUCUCAAGAGAAGUUGUGGUAUCUUGAUCAGAUGUUCAAGGUUUUAUCCCUGGCUGGAAAUCAUGUGAAGGAUGAUGUAUGGCAUGCCCUUAUUGUUGUAAUAAGCAAUGCAUCUGAACUUCAAGGAUAUGCAGUGAGGUCAUUAUACACGGCCUUACGAGCAUAUAGUGAACAGGGAAGUCUACUGAGAGUAGCUGUUUGGUGCAUUGGAGAAUAUGGUGAAAUGCUAGUGAACAAUGUUGGCAUGCUUGAAGCUGAGCCACCAAUCACGGUAACAGAAUCUGAUGCUGUGGAUGCUGUGGAGCUUGGUUUUAACCGUUACUCUGCAGACGUGACGACUCGGUCUAUGUGUCUUGUUGCUCUUUUGAAGCUCUCCUCACGGUUCCCAUCGAUGUCUGAGAGGAUAAAACUAAUAGUUGCCCAGAAUAAAGAGAAUAUGGUGCUUGAACUACAGCAAAGGUCAAUUGAAUUCGGUUCCAUUAUACAAAGACAUCAGUCUAUCAGGUCAUCUUUGCUUGAACGUAUGCCUGUAUUGGAUGAAGCUGCUUAUCUUGUGAAGAGGGCUAGUGCUACACAAGCAACUACUCCAGCAUAUAAGCCUGCUUCACGAGUCACUCCUGGAGACCUUAAGCUUCCGAAUGGUGUAGCGAAACCUGCUGCAGCUCCUUUAGUUGAUUUGCUUGAUUUGAGUUCUGACGAUGCACCGGUCCCUAGCACUUCGGCUACUACAACACCUAAUGAUUUUCUACAAGACCUUUUGGGUAUUGGUGGGACAAAUCUACCAACUGCAGGAGUACCUUCAGCGAGCACAGAUAUUCUGAUGGAUCUUCUAUCCAUCGGAUCGUCUCCGUCACAGAAUGGCCUACUAGACUCGACCUCUCCUGGCCAAGCAGAGAAAAAACCUGUUUCUGCUGUACCUCAAGUUGUUUCUCCUGUACCUGAACCUAUUGAUCUGCUCGGCAGCUUGUCAUCAAGUGCAUCUAGUUCUGCAGGGACUAAAUCCAGCACUGUUGUACCUCAAGUUGUGGAUCUGCUCGAUGGUUUGUCAGCAAGUACAUCUGUUUCUGGACUUGAAGAUGCACUCCCAUCAAUAACGGCUUUCCAGAGUGCAACUUUGAAGAUCGUCUUCGAUUUAAGAAAGCAGCUUGGAAAGCCACAAGAGACUACCAUCCAUGCCACUUUUACAAAUCUGACAUCUACUACUUACACAGAUUUCAUUUUUCAGGCAGCUGUUCCUAAGUUCAUUCAAUUGCGACUGGAUCCAGCUAGCGGCAACGUUGUUCCAGCCAGUGGAAAGGGUUCAGUCACACAAGGGUUCAAUGUCACCAAUAGUCAACAUGGGCAGAAACCCCUUGCCAUGCGUAUACGGAUGUCGUACAAAGUGAACGGAGAGGACAGGUUGGAGCAAGGUCAAGUCAGCAAUUUUCCUCUUGGAUUAUAGUCUGUUUGUGUGUAUCAUAUACUGUAUUAUGUUGUGAUAGCUGUAUUAAUAUGAGAGAAGUUUUUUAUUUGUUAUAUACUUAUCUUGGGGGCUCUUGCUCCCAUCUGAGGUCACUUAAACAAAGCGGCAUGUAUGUCCAUCAUUUUACCAACAUAUAUUGUAUAGCGGUAGUAGUAGUAGCACACAUUGUAUUUCAUGUCUGGUGCAAAUCACACCUGAGGAUAUUAUCAAAAUUGUUCGGCCUCC
Lolium rigidum is the source of this 3153-nucleotide messenger RNA. RefSeq names its product AP-1 complex subunit gamma-2-like. The record is from RefSeq and is a predicted model, not a curated record. Gene Ontology annotation, cellular component: membrane coat; Golgi apparatus; AP-1 adaptor complex. NCBI's taxonomy places the organism in Eukaryota, Viridiplantae, Streptophyta, Magnoliopsida, Poales, Poaceae. Bases 214 to 2907 code for a protein of 897 amino acids. Gene Ontology annotation, biological process: Golgi to vacuole transport; intracellular protein transport; receptor-mediated endocytosis. Gene Ontology annotation, molecular function: clathrin-cargo adaptor activity. The transcript is spliced from 20 exons.